This is a messenger RNA of Sardina pilchardus (European sardine), 3466 nucleotides long. Its product is annotated as E3 ubiquitin/ISG15 ligase TRIM25-like. Bases 119 to 1786 code for a protein of 555 amino acids. The record is from RefSeq and is a predicted model, not a curated record. NCBI's taxonomy places the organism in Eukaryota, Metazoa, Chordata, Actinopteri, Clupeiformes, Clupeidae. The transcript is spliced from 14 exons.
GAGGAAUUAGAGUAGCCUAGCCUCAACUGACCCGAAGAGCGUUCACCAGCCAGUAAGCAAGCCGCCAGUAGCUCUUGAAGAGACCAUUUCCGCAGACGCACUAAAUCGGCGCAAAGACAUGGCGACUGACACAUCACUGCCCAGCCUGGAGGAUGAGCUCACAUGCAGCAUCUGCAUGUGUAUUUUUGAAAGCCCCGUUACACUCCCCUGUGGUCAUAACUUCUGUCAGGGCUGUUUGGAUGUGGCCUGGAAAGAAAAUGUCCCCCUGGCAUGUCCUCACUGCAGGCACACAUACUCCAGCAAACCCGAGCUGAAGAAAAACACUGUCCUAAGUGCCAUUGUUGAAACCAUCAAAACAUCUUCAUCGGAGUCGGACUAUUCCAAAGAUGUACCAGUCAAGCAGGAAACAGAUGUUGUCAAAUGUGAUACCUGCAUUGAGGUAAAAGCAUUUAAGACCUGCCUUACAUGCAUGGCCUCAUUCUGUGAAGAACAUCUGAAGCCGCACGAGGAAAAUCCCGUUUUCCGCGCGCACCAACUGACCGACCCGUUAGGAGACCUGCAGGAACGGAUUUGCCAGGACCAUUGCAAGAUCAAAGAGUUCUUCUGCAAUCAACAUGAGUGCAGUAUCUGCAGCACCUGUCUGCAGGCGCACCGAGAUUGCGACUACACCACCCCACAGGAAAGACGAGAACAGAAAGAGUCUGAGAUAAGUGGUAUGUUGACUUUGCUUGAGAGAAAGAUCGACAAGAACAACAUCGUUAUCGCCCAAAUGAGGCAGCAGGAGUUGGAGCUACAGGAUGAUGCGGUUGCUCGUAAGAAGAUGGUGAACACAAAGUAUCAGCUCAUGAGGGAUCUGAUCGACAGGGACGAGCAAGAUGCUUUGAGAGCCGUGGAUAAGGAAUUGGAGAGUGGUCAGACCAAGCUCCAGUCUCUAACAAAGAUGUUUGGUCAGAAUGUGGAGAAGAUGAGCCACGCCAAAGUGGAGCUCAGUGACCUUCUGUCAAGAGUGGAUUCCAUGUCCUUCCUGCAGGCUUCAGUCCAACUGCCCUUCAACGCCAAAUUUGACCCUUACUGCCCCCGUAUGAACACAGACUCUGAAGCUGUGACAGCCUAUCAGUCCUCUGCGGUUGCUGUGAAGCAGCUACUGGACAAAAUUCUGAGUGUACCAGCAGAAAACCGCAUCUCACUUCUGGCAGCUUUUGAGAAGGUUCCUGACAAAGGUGACAUCUUAGAAGUCUCCUCUCCAGCACCUGAGGUGGCCUGUCAAAAGUUAAUCUCAGAUGCUCGUCAGGUCCGAGAAAUGGCCACUCCAACAAUGCCAGAGCUGCCCCAGGAGAGGAAUUACAGCCCUGGUUACAACCGGACUCCUGGGCCGGUGUAUUACCACCCCCCACCCCCUCAGGUGGUGCAUGUUGUGCACUUUCAACCUGCUCAGAAUCCAGGUGGACAGAAAACUCAUCCAACUCAUCCACACAAGAAGCCAGACACCAGCAAAGGGCAAAAGAAAGCAGAAAAAUCAGAGCACCACCAUCGUGACAAAGACAAGAAGCCAGACGCCAGCAAAGGGCAAAAGAAAGCAGAAAAAUCAGAACACCACCAUCAUGACAAAGACCAUGGGAAGAAGACGCCCAAACCGACCCCUUCAGGGAAGCCGCCUACUCAGUCCUCUGGAUCCUCAGGGAAGCCGCCUACUAAGUCCUCUGGGUCUUCUCGGCCAGCUAGUGCACCUACUAAGUCCUCUGGAUCUUCUCGGCCAGCGAGUGCGCCAUCUCGGCGUGGAAAAUGACAGGCUAGGCUCACAUGAUGGUCACUCUCAGUCAUGGUUCUCUCCCAUCACAGCUGAGCGGAUUCAGCCAAGUACUUCUGAAAUGUGUGCAGGCUUUGCUUUGGCAAUGUAUAUAAUAUGAAAGAAGGUACUGUAGUGCCCUUAUUCAGGAGGGAUGGCAAUCUGCAGCAAGCCUAUUUAUCAGUUGUUUAAUCACAUAAGAGAGGUUUCUGCAAGCCAUAUCAAUGGGCCCUAAUCAUUGGCUAGAUACAAAUGCUGUGAGCAGCGUCUAAUAUUUUCAAUAUCAAUGCAGAGAACAUACAUAUAAUAUUCUUGCUUUUGCAAGAUAGAUAAUAGAUGUAGAAAAAUUAAUUUAAUUAAAAAUUGUGUGAUGUAACAAUGUCUAUAAUAUGUUUUGCUAGAUACAGUAUGUGAUCACUAAAAACAAUUUAGACUGGAUUAUCUAGGACUUAUAUUAUUAUGUGUUCAUUGUUUGGGUUUCUGCAUGCUUUUGUGAGAAACGUUUUUUAAAUAAUUAAGACAGUAGUUACAUUGUUGAAGUUGUUUUAUGUUUGUCUUGUUCUGAGGGCCAGUUACAUCUGGUGCAAGGUCUGUUUGCUCAUGUGACCCUGUUCCACAGUGACUAAUACGUUUACUGUCAAUCUUGAGGUCAUACUAGCUGUCCUUUGGAUCAGUUCUGUCCAUGGACCAGAUCUUGACAUUCUCCUGUCUCAAUUAAUAGGAAGCCCACAUAAUAGAGAUCAGUCAUUUGAAACAUGACAUCCCUUGACUCACUGCCUGAAGUGAGUGCACCCAUUGCUGUUUUCCGUGGUAAGGCUUCAGCCAAAGACCCACAUUAACCCUCUCUGCAUCAGCAGUUGCUGCACAUACUGUUGUACAACACAACACCAAGCUCACUGCCAGGAACAGUGAGUAGGUUUUCCAGCAGGCUUGUGCACAAUUCCGAAUUUUAGAAUUGGCCUCCAUUCAGUUCAUGAAUUGGAAUUUGAAUUGAAUUGGCCCCACCCCACAGGAAGUUGAAUUGGAAUUGGAAUUGGAAUGACAGGAAGUGGAAUUCAAUUCAUGGCAAUUCAAAACAAUUCCAGUCACAUAACAGGAAGAAUGUCUUGAAUCUCACAUACAUUCAGUUUUGGGAAGGUUACUUUGAAUAUGUAACUGAUAACUGUUUUCAAUUAUAAGUUGUGUGUUUGUUGCAUCAUAUCUGACAUAUUUUGUGAAACUUCAUUGUUUAACACUACCCUUAAAUUAUGUAUAUGAAUUUCUUUGAAUUUCAUUUAAUUUCAAUUCUUUCCUUUAAUUCAAAUUCAAAUUGUAAUUCUGCAUCCUGUUUUUGACCUCAAUUCAAAUUCAAUUCAAACUCAAGAAUUGAAUUGGAAUUUAGGAGUCAUUCUCAACUCAAUUCUGAAUUUUGCACAAGGCUGUUUUCCAGGAAUGCUGUGUUUGUGUUGGCUGAUCUGACAGGCCUGCUCCCAGGAGAGGAGACUGCAGCUCUGAGCUGAUGUGUCUUAUUCAGUAGGCUACAGAUCUGGUGCGACGAGAGGGACACUGAAUGAAGCUGCAUAGAUGUAAGCAAAAGGACUUGUUCUGCUCCUCUUAGGCUCUUUCUUGUUUUCCUGCUUUAAUUGACAGUGUGGCUCACUCUGUAAUGGACGAUUAAACAUAGGCUAUUAUUAAAACAUA